Molecule: messenger RNA, 2907 nt
Organism: Diaporthe amygdali
Lineage: Eukaryota; Fungi; Ascomycota; Sordariomycetes; Diaporthales; Diaporthaceae
Exons: 1
Coding region: 1-2907 (968 amino acids)
Source: RefSeq, a predicted model, not a curated record
AUGUCGAGCCUCGCAGCAACGGUAGACAAGAUCAAGGGGGACGUCACGGACGCCGGCAAGCGCGUGGCGGCCGUGCUCCCGCUGUGGGUGAUCAUCGUCAUCGUCGUGGUGGGGACGGGCCUCCUCGCGCUCCUGGUCGGGCUGUGCUGCCUGUGCGCGUGCCGCCGGCGCCGCGGGGCGAAGGCGGGCGGGAAGGCCGGUGACGCGCAUGGCUUCUCGGACCAUCACCACCACCACCACCUCCCCGCCUCGAUGUCGCUGUCCGAUGGCGGCAGCCGCAGCAGCGAGGAGGGCCCCGGCGGGCGGGCGAAGCUGCGCAAGCGGCCGCCCUCUUCCUCCUCCUCGGGGAACGAGACCGACGUUGCUCCUGUCGAUGAUAGGGGCGUAGACGUCGAGGGGGUCGAGGAAGGGCGAGCGAGGGGCGAGCCUGAGUUCCGGAACAUGGCUCCCGCGCGCAAGACGAGCUUGCUGGCUAUACCGCCGCUGAUGACUGGUGCGUUGAGAGCGAGUUUCAGAUCGGUCAGUGGGGCGCGAGGGACAGGAGGGGGAGGAGGGCUGAAUAUCAGAAACGACGACGACGACAAAGGCAUGGAAAACGGGAGCAACUGGCACGGGCGGCGGACAUCCAACGCCUGGAUCGACGACGACGCAUUGCAUGGGCCGGAGGUGAGCCCAACCAAGCGGUCGACGCGGAGGAAGAGCAAGAUGAAGUCGUGGGGCACGGCGAUCCGCGAGAGCUGGCCGCUCAAGACGCCGAGCCCCACGCUGCCGCACCUCCCGCAGUUUGGCGGGCUCGACGGGAGGCAGGUCGGCGCCGCCGAGCACGAGAGCGUCGCCCUGUUCCCGUACAACAACCACGAAGUGGCUAGUAACGACCGCCUUGUGCCCAACCUCCCGCCGCCGCCGGGCGCCGUCAACAGGCAGAGCGCGGCCCAGCUCUCGCCGCCCAGGCAGCUUCCCAAACCGCCGAGGCAGGCGCUGCUGGCUGCCAAUGCUAACACCGCGAGUCUCAGACCGGUGAGCAACUGGCACGGCGCGGGAUCGAUUGGGAGUAAUUCUCCUCGGAACAGGGGGUUGAGCUACUAUAAGUAUGAGGACACAGAACAGCCGGUGAAGAAAUCUGGCUCGCUGCGCUCAAAUACGGAAAGAGGUGUGGGCGUGGGCACGGGGGUGAUGGGACCGAGGGGAAGGAUGCCGUCGUCGGACUCGACGAUGUCGCAGAUCCUGAAGGACACGGAGAAGCGGCUGCAGGAUGGCAUGGUGACGGGCGUGGCGAUGCGGAACAGAUCGAGUAGCAGCCCGCCGAAACGUCCGCCUGGGAUUGGGCCGGACGGGAUGACCAUAGCUCUGGUCAGGUCCCAAUCACGUACACCCAGCCCUACGAAGGCAUCCAGGGCGCUGCCCGGCGGUGGGUCGUCGCAUGUCCGCCAGACCUCGCAAGCAUCGAUCAUCUCCGAGCCGGACAGCCUUUUCGACGACCCGUCUCCCAGCCUGCCGUAUCAUGGCUUGACGAGCCCGAGCCGGACAAAAAGCUCGCAGCAGAUGUCGCCGCACAGGAGAAGGCCGUCGCUUGUCCAGUCGUUCACGAGCAGCGUCUCGUCGCUCUCGACCAUACAUAGCGAAACGGAGGAUGGGCCUUUGACGCCUAACAGCACAGCUCCCAACAGCAGCAUCCCCUUCGGCAUGAACCAGAUUGCUGACUUGGGCGACCCUUUCAUGCCAUCCAGCAACUCGACACCAGCCGGUCGAACUAGGACAGCACCGAAUACAGCCAACCGCGGAGCUCAAGAAGCUGCGAGUCGACCGCCCAGACGCGAGCAGAGCUCGCAUACCAAGUCAGACAGCCCAUUGUCCCCAGUCACUGGGAACAUACGAUCGCCCGACACCACGCCGACCCGAAGGGGUGCCCGCAAUGCGACGGCCCAGGGCGCAAACAAGGCUCCAACACCACAGUCCCAGCACAAUCGAUCAUCUGGUAUCCUACUACCCGCGCCAACACUGGGAAGCAAGCCGUCCGACAGCUUCCCCAAGAGAAUGCCGUCCAACAGCAGCCGCCCCACAGGCAUCGAGAUACCGAGCCUGUCCCUAACGAGCCCCGGCGACAAAAGCGCAGCAGUCAGCCCGCUCGUCAAGCGUAUGAGCGACUUUGCGCCUCCCUUCCGUAGUAGAGAGCAGACGCCCGAGGUGGCGCACCCGAGCCCUGCACUGUCGAACGCAAGGCUGUCGAGCGUCUACGACUUCUACGCCGACAUACCCGAGUCAUCCAACAGCAACAAUUACAGCCAUCGGCGGGCAGGCGGCGAGGUGAGGGUGAUAUCGGAGGCGUCGGUGGCAUCGUCGCUGUCGCAGUACUCGGAGGCGAGCGCGGUGGAGCGCGAGCAGCAGAUGGCGGCGCUGAGCCGCAUCAGCAUGCUGCUGAACCGGGAGAUCAAGCUCAGCCGUCCCAAGCCGACGGUGCGGGUCGUGUCGCAGGACUACGGGGCGGGCGGCGACGACAACCGGGUGUCAUCGACGGUCGCGGAGCUGCGCCGCAUGAACAGCCAGGUAAGCACGUACAGCACCGCGGCGAGCAGGCUCAGCUCGUCGUCUUCGAUAGUGGCUGUCAGGCCUGAGAGCGUGAUCCCGCCACGGAAUGGGUCGGCCGCGAGGAACUACCAUGCGCUGGCGAGACCGGUGAAGAGCAGCCCGGACCGUCAGGUUAGGAGGAAGGGGGAGGAAGGUAUGGGCCUCAGGAUGCCUCUGGUUGAAAUUGGCGAGGCUACCAGUCUGACGCCAACAAAGAAAAGACGGAGGCAGAGGGACGAGAGUGUCGAGAAGAAUGGGAGUGGGAGUGAUGAUGGGGUGAGUCUGUAUGAUAAGGAUGGGUUUUAUGUUACGCCGGCACGGAAGAGAGGGUUGAGGUCUUGA